Cooperia oncophora is the source of this 627-nucleotide messenger RNA. NCBI's taxonomy places the organism in Eukaryota, Metazoa, Nematoda, Chromadorea, Rhabditida, Trichostrongylidae. The record is from the annotation of a GenBank genome assembly.
AUGAUACCGAUGUGGUCUCAGUGGAUAUUUAUUUCGAUCAAUGCCGCCUCUCUUCCACUUUACAUAGCCAUCAUUAUUGUUUGUGUGAAAGAAUGGAAGCAUAGCCGUUUGCGAAGAACUUUCUAUAUGCUCAUCGUAUCUCAGGGUGUCGUGGAUGUUGCGGUGAUGGUUAACUAUUUUUUGUUCUGGACUCUACGGAUAUCGCAGUUAUUUAAUGAGUUCUACUGGACCUAUCAAGAUUAUUAUAUAGCCACAUGGGCUUUCAAUCAGACCUACGUAUCUGUAUUCAUACGGUGUUUCGGAGUGUUAUUGAUCACAUUUCAACGAUACAUUUCCUUGUGUAAAAAUGGCUCUCACAUUGAGCAGAUAAUCAACGUCUCACAUCGUUGGAGUGUUGUAAUUGUGCAGUGGAGCGUCCCAAUGAUCUACUCGAUUCCACUUCUGCUUUUCAGCCAUGCUACCUUUUUUUCGUUGACGAAUCUCGAGGUGAUAGUGCAAAAGGAAUCCAUCACUCUCGCCACCUCUAUGGCCGUCCUUUUCGUUACUUUCACGUUCAUUCCAUGUAGUCUAUUCUAUGUGGCUAUACUGAGAUUUCUGGUGAAAAACCGGUAUAGCAGCGACACGUGA